CCCCACCCCUCGGCGGAGUUGGCUUUGGGAAGGCGAGAGAAUGCCACAGCCAAACGCGACGAUUGACCGCGCACACCACGAGCGGCGGGGUAGCACAAGCGCACGUCGCCAGCUCAGUGGGAGCGUGAAGGAAACCCUGCACCGUCAUAUACCCACGAGGUAUGCCAACCAGUGUGAUCUCAUCGGAUCCACGCUGGAUCGGGAUCAGGACCAGCUGACAUGAUGAGCUGAAACAUUACGCGCAAGAGAGGCGCCAAGGGCAACCGUCUCCGCUGACCUCUGUGGAAACAAUCCUCGCGCUAUUAACGAUCGUCCGCCGAAGGUCCAUGAAGAAUGUGAGCGUGCGCGGAUCGCUCCGAGUGGGCUGGAUGAAGCCCUCGGCGGUGUCAUGCGUCUUGCCCCGCAGCCCAGCGCGCUGGUGAUCAUCGUUGCGCUCCUGCUUUGCACGGAGGCGAUUACCUCCCCGCUGCUGUCGUCGGGCUGCCCGGACCGGUGCGUGUGCGACGAGCAGCUGGUGGUUCAAUGCGCCGGGCAGCAUUUGAGCGACUUCCCCGCGGACCUGCCGCUGGCCACCCGGCAGCUCAUCAUCUCCAACAACUUGAUCGCGGAAUUGCCGCCGCUCACGCUCAACUACCUCUCAGAUCUCGUCUACUUGGACUGCAGCAACAAUUCCUUGAUUGAGAUCUCCCAGUCCACAUUUGGGAAUCUCAGGAAGUUGGCGUACCUUGACCUCUCCUUCAACAGCCUCGCCCGGAUCGAGGACAGGACUUUCGUCCCGCUGGAAAGUUUGGUCAUGCUGAGGAUGACGGACAACCCGUUUCUGUGGGAGAUCCACCAGGACGCCUUUGCAGAAAACCUGGCCCUUCAGGUGCUCGACGUGAGCCGGAACAACUUAACGGUGCUUAACAUCAGCUCCUUGAUUUCACUACCUGCCCUGCGCUCGGUGGGCCUCAGUGGCAACCCGUGGAGCUGCGAGUGCGGCAGCGAGGAACUCUGUCUGUGGGUCCACUUGGAGGGCUUCAAGUUCCAAGAUGAGGGCCAGACCGUGUGCGGUUCCCCAGACAACCUGGAGGGCCGUCGUCUCGGCGAGGUGGGCCUGGAACUACGGACAUUGUGCCACCACACUUUAGGUUCCUGGGACUAUCUUUUCUUCGUCAUCAUCGGCUUUGUCAUUUUCGCUGCCGGCACCGUGUUGGCCUGGUUCAUGGGGGUCAUCAUGGUGCUUUACGAGCGCUACAUAAAGAAGGAAGAUGAGCAGCUGGAACUGGACGAUGAAGAGGAAGUGGCCACGGAGUCAGGGCGGCCCACACGGGCCACGAGUGACCAUGAGAACAUUUUGUUAAAACACACUGUUUAGGUGUCCGCUUCACCUUGGGCACUUUGGAUUCUCAUAGUGCCUCCCGUUUGCUUCCAGGAUUUCCGGGAUGUCCUUCUACAUUGAACUCUCAUAAGAGAGAUGGAACCGGCUCCAAGCACAUAAUGGAGGUUAUGGUGGACCAUGUAUGAAAAGCAUGACUUAUUCUUGUCUCGUUUGACUGGGUCAAGAGGUCAGUCAGGAUAACUGUGAAGACGGUGGGCCCGAUUUUCAUAGACAGAUACAACGCUGUUGUUGGGAGUAUGCUGCAUUCUUAAAAUUACUGGGUCAAAAGUAACCCAAAUUGGGUGAAAAUGCUGACCCAGUGCUGGGUCCAAAAAGAACCAAGCCAAUGUUGGGUUAUUUCUACCCAGUGUAUUGGGUUGAAGAUUUGACCCAGCAUGUAAGGUCAAGAUUUGGAUAAAAAAAAAACCUACCCAUUCUGAUGCGGUACAGGAACCAGGAAAUGGGUUACCAGGUUAGCUAAUAUGGCUAGCUAAAUUUAUUAGCAACAUUUUCUAAGGAGAAGAAGCCACUUUCCUCUGCCAGCAACUCUAUCGCAUGUUGUUUUGUCACCGUUUAUACACAAGAUGCCCUUGCUUACGCACACCUACUCACUUUUUGAGGGUGGGCUGUCUGGCUCGAGCGCAAUUGGAAUCCUGUUUUCAAAGAAUGUCACAUUCAAAUUACUUCAACUUUAGGACACAAGAAAACUCUCAAAAAUAGUGAUCAGACAGCCUAGAACAGGAUCUUCAAUCCAAUCUGGUGGGUCAAAGGAAUUAACCCAAUCUUGGGGUAUAAGUAAGCUCAUCUGCUCAAACUCGCCAGCUAUCUAGCGAGUGGGUUAGCAAACAACCGAAAUAUUUUUUUUUCACAUGUAAUUACUCAUCAUUUGAGUGUUUGAUGGGUACUACAUUGCAAAUGUUGACAGAAGUUCAGCAGAAGUCAAUUUCACUACAGGGCUAAAUAUCGCGACACUUGUGUAACUAUUCAUACAGUUUCGAGGUUACUAAAGUUACAAAUAAAUUCUCAAGUAGUAAAAGUCAAGUGUUAAGGGUACAUAAGUGUUGAGGGUAUCACUGCAGUGACGGUUUAAAAAAAUAAAAAGUCACUUGUAUGAUGGUUAAAAAAAACCCAAACAUUCAUUGUUAUGUAAUAAGCCACAGGCAAACUUCAUCUCUAUGUAUCCUUGACCUGUUAAUCGUCUCUUAAAAGAGGCGGCACAUCAUCUUUAAGAUGAAGCAACUGAUGAAAUGAAUUGCUAAUACAAUACAGUUUGCUGUAACAAGCGCUAACUCAAAGCUGUUGUCUUUUAUUAUGCAAAACUGAUCCGUGACGUUCAUUGAUUUAUUAAAAAGCAUUUGCUGAGUGAACUCA
This is a messenger RNA of Hippocampus zosterae (dwarf seahorse), 2731 nucleotides long. Its product is annotated as leucine-rich repeat-containing protein 52-like. Gene Ontology annotation, cellular component: voltage-gated potassium channel complex. The coding region runs from base 389 to 1357 and encodes 322 amino acids. NCBI's taxonomy places the organism in Eukaryota, Metazoa, Chordata, Actinopteri, Syngnathiformes, Syngnathidae. The record is from RefSeq and is a predicted model, not a curated record. Gene Ontology annotation, molecular function: transmembrane transporter binding; voltage-gated potassium channel activity; potassium channel activator activity. The transcript is spliced from 2 exons.